AUGCUUGAUUGUUCACCUAUGCCAACUCUGCUCCCUCUUCAACUUGACAGAGUACCGCACCAAGAGGAGUACUUCAGUGAUGCCAAAUACUUCAGGAGUCUUGCUGGUAAGCUCCAAUACUUGACCUUAACAAGACCAGAUUUCCAGUUUGCGGUCAACUUGGUCUGUCAGAGAAUGCAUAAACCAACAAUGGCAGACUUUCAUAUGUUGAAGAGAGUAUUACGGUACAUCAAGGGAACUAUUACAAUGGGCUUACACUUCUACUCUACAUCUGAUUCUUCCCUGAAAGCAUUCUGUGACAGUGAUUGGGCAGGUUGUAGUGAAACCAGAAGAUCAACUGGCGGCUUCUUCACUAUGCUCGGGUCUAACCUCAUAUCUUGGUCUGCUAAAAGACAGGACUCAGUGUCCAGAUCAUCCACUGAGGCUGAAUACAUGACCCUUUCAGAUACUGCCGCUGAGCUGUCCUGGAUAACAGAUGUUCUCAGAGAACUAGGCUUUCCGACUACAAAGCCUGCUGCAGCAUAUUGUGAUAACUUGUAUGCGGUUCACCUCACUGCUAAUCCAGUACUUCACAAGAAGUCCAAACAUUUCGCAACUCACUAUUAA
Messenger RNA from Brassica oleracea var. oleracea, 606 nucleotides. RefSeq lists its product as uncharacterized. The transcript has a single exon. Bases 1 to 606 code for a protein of 201 amino acids. The record is from RefSeq and is a predicted model, not a curated record. NCBI's taxonomy places the organism in Eukaryota, Viridiplantae, Streptophyta, Magnoliopsida, Brassicales, Brassicaceae.